CUCAAACUCUCCACCAGGUUUUCCUUCAUUCCUCUGGUCUCAGUCUAUUUUGUUCUCGGGUCAGUUUUUGUCGCCAUUUUCUCUCAUCUCUUUUGACAGGCUUCAAUCUUCUGGUCUGAGCUAAAUCUUCCUCGGGAUUGUCGCCAGUCAUCCUGAAUUUUUCCCCGCAGCUUCUAUUUUUACCCCUCUGCUCGACCUGUCACAUUGCACUCACCCACCUACCCACCAUGUCAACCACCGAGGCCCGUGAUGCGGCCAUCCGAGAGGCCAAGCAAUAUGUCCGCGACACCGUGCGAAAUGACUGGGUCUUCGAACUGUCCCCCGAAUACGGCAUCCCCUCGUUCUCAUCACCGCCCACGCCGGAGCAGGACGUGCUCGAAUGGCGCUUGCGCGAAUACGACAGUUCCGGCUCCGAACUGGAACCCCAGUCCUCCCCGACCAUCAAUCCCGCUGAUGUCCAGCAGCUGCCGGGCUUCACGCCGUCGGAGAUCUCCAGCCCGAUCACGACACCCCUGGGCGAUGAUUCGGAGCGCCGGCGCAAACGCCGCCGCCAGAUGGAGGAGGAGAUGCGCUGGAACGAAGGGCUGCGAGCGUGGGUGGAGCGACGAGAUGCGUGGUCGGGAGCCCACACCAAGGACGAGAUCCGCGCCAAAACCCUGAAAAAGCAUCAACGGCAGCAGGAGGAGGGGCACGCAACGGAGUCCUCGUUAUCGUCAUCGGACGCGGCAGUACAGAGCCCGCCAAGGUCUCCGACAAGCGACCUUGUCACCAGGACAGAAGCCGCCCUUAGUCUUGGAGAGCCGAAGAACCUGGCGCAGCUGGACGGCGAGGAGGCUGAGCCGUCAACGGUCGCGGACGACAAGAAGGACCCGACUGCGUCCACGGAAACCAUCAUCACCGAACCGGGCCCGCAGAAAGAGACCUCCAGCGCCACCACGGAGACUUCAUCCUCGGAACAACCGCAAGCGCAACAGCCGCUUCGAACACUGGAAGAGCCCUUCAUUCCCGUCGUCCCCUCGCUGAUCUCUGGGACCAAUCCCAUCCGCGCCUCCAUCACGCCAGCCAUGUACCCCUCCAUCUACUCCAAAGUCGUCAUCCAGGGCCUCACGCCCACCGUCCCUAUCAACCUCGCCGACGUCACCAAAGCCAUGGUCCAAGGCUGGAAGGCCGACGGCCAAUGGCCCCCCAAACCGACCCAGACCUCGAUUGUUCUCCAGGACGACGCGACCAUCCCUCGCCGACCAGAAGACAGCACCACGACGGCGGCAACAGCAGGCGGGGACCGGGCGCCAUCAUCGCCCGAGUCGAAACGCCGCUCCGGCGUCGCCAGUGCCGUCCGCAAGGUGUUCCAUUUCUCGGGGUUCCACCCCCACCCGUUCCACCGGAGAGGCUCCUCCAGUCAACAGAAUACUGAACCCCAAACGCAAGCUGGCGCCUUCCUCCUCUCCCUUUACUCUUGA
Molecule: messenger RNA, 1460 nt
Organism: Aspergillus fijiensis CBS 313.89
Lineage: Eukaryota; Fungi; Ascomycota; Eurotiomycetes; Eurotiales; Aspergillaceae
Product: DUF4050 domain-containing protein
Exons: 2
Coding region: 228-1460 (410 amino acids)
Source: RefSeq, a predicted model, not a curated record